UCGGUUCACGUUCUGCUCCCAAAUGGUGACGGGCCUGAAGACCAGCAUUAUCCGAAAAGACAAUCAUAUCUGAAGUUUCAAAAUAUGGCAAAGUAUACCCGGUUAAAACAAGCUUUAAGGAACCAUCUGCUGAAAGAAGUAAAAAUAUCGACGCUUUAACUGAAGAAAUAAACGAGCCCGAAGCACCAAAGUACGGCAAAGUAUACACGAGUAAGAAAAGUCUUUUAAACCAAUCUGCUGACAAAAUUCAAGGUGAUGUUGAUGAGAUAUGUAAAAAAUAUUUGCAAAAUAUUAUGGAUGCGUCUAAAAACGUAACGGUACUCUCAGUUGUCAAAAUACCUCCAGUGAAUUUGGUAAAAGAAGUUGAAAAACAUUUGACACUGAACAAGGAGAAUAAACAGGUUGUGUCUUUAGAGAAGCCUGCAUUAGAAAAAGCAAAAAUAGAAAAACUGAAUGAGAACGAAGAUAAACCUAAACCAGAGAGAAAACGUGCUAGACGUCUCAAUGUCCCGCCGGGAAAAUCUGUAUCCGCGGAAGAAGUAGAUAUGUAUUUGACAAAUGAAUAUGAAGAUGAAAUAGAACAACCGCAUGAGAACAAAGAAAACUCCACACAAGUUGAACUGCAAAAGAAACGUAUUAAUCGUUCUAAUUUGCCGAGAAAAUGUGAGUUAGCAAAAGAUACUGAAAGUUUAUCGACAAAAGAAGAUCAAGAUAGAGCAAAAGAACAUAAUGAGAAUAUUACACAAUGUGAAUAUGAAUGUGUUAAACUAAGAAAUUUGCUUCUUGGACAAAAGAUCCCAGAAGAUGUUGAAAUAGAUUUGACAAACGAAGAAGAAGAAGAUAAUUAUGUUACACCUCCAAGGGAUUUAACAUCAUUAGAAGAAGUAAACAUGAAUUUACUAGAAGAGCUCAAUAAAAAGAAAAUUAACUGUCCCCGUUCACUAUCGGAGGAAGGUGAAAAUAAUAAGAAAUGUCAAUUGCCAGUAAUACGUGCCAUUCGGUUUGAACUACCUCCAGGGAAGUCAGUAUCAGCCAAAGAUGUUGAAGUUAUUUUAAAAAAUAAAGAAGAUGAGCUUAAAAACAAAUACUAUCACACUACUAAACACUAAUUAACAUAAGAAACAAAUGUUAUUUUUAUAAUUGACUAAGUAUACCAAUCAAAAUAUUAUGGUGCAUAAUUAUUAAUAUAGUGCAUCAUCAAAAUUACUUGUGAUAUAAUAAUAAGUGCCUUUGAGGAUUUGUUGACUAGUGCCUUACUUUCUAUUAAUUAGGUAUACAAUUUCCGGGACAGUACGUCGAAGGACGGUUCUUAAAUCCCAAUAGAUUACGACACAACGUUCAUCGACGGCUGACUUUGAGCUUCGAAAUACGACAGCCCGUCAUAGAACGAACGUCAGUAAUAGAAAAUAUUGUAGGGUGACUUUUUAGUGUCGUAUUUCAAGAGUACAAAGCUGGCUAGUGUCACAUCGUAAAGUUUUAUGAGCACACAAGUAAACUACACGCACACACUCAAAGUCGUCUCGUAUGGUGACACAACGGCCGAGAAAGCGAUCUCCGGUUAGCGAUGGGCGAUUGUUCGAAAUAAAAUAAUCGAAUGAAUCGACAAUCGACCAAUCGAACUUUCGAUUGUCAAUUUAGUAAUUCGAAAAAAAAAAUCGAAUAAUAAUCGACAAUCGAAUGACAAAUCUAUUUACUUAUCUUUACGCGACGAUUCAUUCGUUGUAGUAGAUAGUACCGUGCGGCGCGCGCUCACAGGACCGCACCGAACGAAUCAUGUUAUUCGUUAGUAACAUGAUUCGUUCGCUGCGCUGUUCGCGUCGAUUAAUCGAAUGACUGCGAUUGCUUUUCGAAUACAUUCAAUUAUAGAGAUCACUCGAAUAAUUCGAUUAAUUUAGUAAUAAUCGCCCAUCGCUAUCUCCGGUGCUCGAAGAUGAUCAAGAAGUGUCAGAGGCUAAAGAUAAAGAUCCUUUUUCUACCCUACAUGGAAUGCGUGAUAUGACAUAAUUAUGUUCAAAGGCGGUCAAUGUGCACUGAUUGUUAAAAAAUAUGACAGGUUGCCAGUCUUUAAAAUUAUUUUCGUGUAAAAUUAUCAAGUAUGUUAUUAAUUAAAAUG
Messenger RNA from Ostrinia nubilalis (European corn borer), 2113 nucleotides. RefSeq names its product titin-like. The record is from RefSeq and is a predicted model, not a curated record. The coding region runs from base 294 to 1109 and encodes 271 amino acids. Lineage: Eukaryota; Metazoa; Arthropoda; Insecta; Lepidoptera; Crambidae. The transcript has 3 exons.